Molecule: messenger RNA, 530 nt
Organism: Dothidotthia symphoricarpi CBS 119687
Lineage: Eukaryota; Fungi; Ascomycota; Dothideomycetes; Pleosporales; Dothidotthiaceae
Exons: 1
Coding region: 69-233 (54 amino acids)
Source: RefSeq, a predicted model, not a curated record
CUUCUCGGCAACGCCUGCUCCACCACUGUUACGCACGCCGACUGCCUUCAUAUAGCCUGCGUUUCCCUAUGACUGGCAUCUCGGACAAGGGUCCACGUGGUACCGUACCUAGAUCGCAUCGUACAGCCACACCGCUCAGCCUUGGGGUUUGUCUUUUGUUAGCACGGAGAGGUUAUACCAUAGCUUUGCUUCUAGGUUUGUCGAUUAUUUCCACACUCAUCACUACUAAAUAGCCUUACGACUCGACUACCCAUGGCCUUGGCAGACUUUUUGCCUCAUUCCAACCACCUCAGAUCGCUAGUCUGGCCAGUCCAUUUCCAAAAAGAAACGAAUCGUCGUGUUGGUGGAUCGAUGUUACAACGAGCAAUGAAAUCUUGCAGCUCGCGUGACCGCGGAGCAGCUUCAUUUGAAUUUGACGACCAAGACGGACAUCUAGGACGUGAAAUAGGAAAUGCAUCCACUUCAACAAGGGAAGCACGGCUUGGCCUAUCCAGAUUGACCCAUCGGGUUGUUCCGGUCUGGAGUGCAAG